Molecule: messenger RNA, 3015 nt
Organism: Seriola dumerili (greater amberjack)
Lineage: Eukaryota; Metazoa; Chordata; Actinopteri; Carangiformes; Carangidae
Gene: klf9
Product: Kruppel like factor 9
Exons: 2
Coding region: 406-1089 (227 amino acids)
Biological process (GO): regulation of transcription by RNA polymerase II
Molecular function (GO): RNA polymerase II cis-regulatory region sequence-specific DNA binding; DNA-binding transcription factor activity, RNA polymerase II-specific
Source: RefSeq, a predicted model, not a curated record
UUGGAGUUGGGAGAAGUGCUGCUCGCAGUAAAAUAGGACAAGUUGACGCAUGUGUGGGAGCGCUGAUAAACGCAGACACAAUAGCUCAGUCGGUAAACGCAGAGUUUUAUUGAUUCGUCAUUCAGAAGAAAAGGGUUCUAGAAGGAGUUGGAGAAAAGCCGGGAGGCAAUUUAAACUGGUAUCUUUCAAGAGGGGGUGUUUAUUUAUCCGCCCUGUAACCUCAACAAGAAAACGCAGCCUUUGCGGAAUAGUCACAUUGAAGACGACACGUGUGGAUGGUUAACCACAUGUUUUCGGGAAGGACUGCGGUCUGAUCACUUCAUUGCAUCCGUUUUGUCGGAUUGUUUUAUACAGUGUAUAGAUACUCUCGAUAGUUUCUUUUCUCCAUCCGGAUCUGCUACAGUGAUGUCGGAGGUUGACGUCUCUUCAGAGUUUGUCCCCAGCCGACCACCGGGGCGGACAGAGGACACGUUGAAAGAGAACCAGGAGAACAGGACUUUGCUGAUGGUGGCAAUGAUUUUAUUGGACUUGAACAAAUGCAAUCCCAAUGUUAUCAGCACUGGGGCCAGCAGAUGUCUCGGGGGCAGCGACACCGGCACGCAGGAGAAGGUGGAGCGGGGGAGUUGCCGAUUGAACGCCGGGGACAGCCGGGGCCCGGUGGGAACUAAACAGUCCCGGAACAAGAAGGCGGCAGUGGCAGUGGUAAGGAGACAGGAGUCCCCUGAGAAGAAGCACUCCUGCCCCUUUGCCGGCUGUGGGAAGAUGUACGGCAAGUCGUCCCACCUCAAAGCCCACUUAAGGGUCCAUACCGGUGAGCGCCCCUUCGAGUGUACCUGGUCCGAGUGUGGCAAGAAGUUCUCCCGAUCAGAUGAACUGACACGUCACUAUCGUACACACACGGGUGAGAAGCGCUUCAACUGUCCAAUGUGUGACAAGUGCUUCAUGAGGAGCGACCACCUGACUAAACAUGCCCGGCGACAUGCAGGCUUCCAUCCCAGCAUGCUCCAGGGCUCCAGUGCGGCUAAGAGACGCCGCUGCUCCCUGUCUGUGUCCUCUGAUUCUGGUGACCAAAGCCCUGCAGGGGUGUGAGUUACACCCAGCAUUGUUAAUUACUGUAGUAUAUACUGUACAUAUAUACAUAAUGGUACAUGUAGUAGAUACAGAGGCUUACACAAACAUGGACACACUCACACGUGUGGUGUGCACACUUACAUGCAAAUUCCUUCAAGCCAGACAACCCAACCAGCCAGGCCACUAUUCAGAGAGGUUUUCUGCUACGCAUGUAACAUUGGGCAACAGCAAAAAAAAAAACAUUUUGAACCUGACUGUAAUCAAACUAGAGCUUCACCCUCUUCUUCCCUGAGGUGACUGGUAUUUAUUUAGGGUUAUUCAGGGUCUGCCAGACAGGUGUAGUUGUUUUGACAUUUGUAAUUAUUUUAAUUUGUGUUGUGUGAUGUGUUUUCGUGGAAGAAUCUGCCAUCCAAGUGGUAUUCAUGUACAUAUAUAGUUUUCAUAACCACUAUGUGUCUUCACUUUGCAUUACAGACUUUUGCAGAUGAAGAAACAAAAUCUUGCGACUGAGAUGUUCCCAGUGUGUCAAAAUGUUUUGGGAAUAGUCCUUCAGUGAAUGUUAUUAUUGCACACAUAAACACAUACUUCCACUUGUACAAUUAUUCUUCAGUCCGGAACAAGGCAAAUGUACAGUAUAGUAGUAUUAUCAUGUAAAUAGAUUAUACAUACCACAUUUCAAAUGGAUGAUAUACUCAUUAUACUGUAGUUAAGUGUUAUUAGAGAGUAAUAAGACAAAGCUAUAAUAUAGAGAAUUACAGAGCUUGGAUAUUUAAUUUCAUACAUUUGGCUAUGGACUUAGUAAAUCAGGUAUACUGUGAGCUUGUAGGUAUAGGCAGUGUGUUUCCUGUGUUGAAACAUAAAUGUUGUCACAUGAUGAUGAACUUGCAAAUAAUUGUACCAAAACACCUUUACAAUACUUACAACAAGACCAUAAUAUAUAAGCAAACCUCAUGCAUAAAGAAAGUUCAUCUUUUGGGUUCCUCUUUCAGGCUUGCAUUGUGUCAGUAGUACAGGAAACAUAACAGGGUAAAGCCUUGAAAAGCUUAAGUGGAAACUUGACUUUUUCACUUUUGUGUUAAGACCACAGUGAUUAAUGUUUAGUAAAAGUGUGCAAACUGUAAACAGGAAUGUCUGUGCCUUUUAAGGGUUUUGUAGCAGAGAGAAAUUUCUACAUUUUCAACCUUUGGAAAUACUACGUGAACGAACAUUGUCAGAUUAUUUAUGUUGAUAUUCAAUACUUUGAAUAUCAAUGACUGUCUCUUAUAUAUGCCAACAGUGCCAGUUGCUGUACAUUGAAACUAACUUUUGUUUACUCUAUAUCUGGACUGAGUUUUAUCAGGGAAAAAUGUGAUUCAUGGUCAUUUCAACUAAUAUUACACCCCCUGGUGGUGACAUGGAAGCACAACAUUUCUCACAACAGAAAGUCAUAAAACCUUUUUUAUUUUCUGUCUUAGCAUUUUAAGGCACACUCUCGUGACUGGUUUAUUUGUGAAUCAAUGAAUUCCAUCAUGUAGCAUGUUUGUAUGUAUUCGUUUGGUACAAUGUAUUUUUUAUUUGUCUGGUAAUCUUUUAUAAUAUUACUAAUAGGAUGAGAAGUCUUAUUCGUCCACUACAGUAGCCAGAAACAUGUCAUGAUGUCAUUAGAUUUCUUUUUAUACUUGCCACAUAAUGCAUUGAAACAUCCAGGUAGAGUGUAAAGUUAGGUCUAGUUAACCUAGAACACAAACUACAUACAUUUGUAAAGUGAAACGCUGUUUUUCUUUGCUGGCAUUAUGACAACUGUGAUUAGAUGUUGGUGCCUUUCAGGUCGGAGCCCUUACUUCUGAUGUUACUGUACUGUAAUCAGGGACUGUCAGUACAGACCCCAUGUUAUCGCAAUAUACAUAGCUGUGUAAUAAUUACUGCUCAAAAGUUUUAACAUUAAAAUAAUUUUUUCUUUCUAAA